UCUCUCUCCCCCCUUCUGCCGUCUCUCCUCUCUUCCCUCUCCCCCCACCAGACCGUCCUUCCCAUCAACAUAGCCCAACUUUUUCCCGACCCCCACUCCCAGGCUGAACUCUGUCAUUUGAUAGUUUUAACCAUAAUCAGGCUAAAUUAUGCAUUAUUUCCUUUUCUUCACGGCAUUUUGAGCUUUAAGGAAUAAAUCUACUGAAGAUCUUCUUAUUUAAAUAGAAAGGGGAUUGCAAGUGAAAGCUAACAUUUGAUGGAAUACAGUGCUUUUAGGUGAUUUUACCCACCAAGUCUCCUACUUCACGCAGGAGAGAACUGGACUGAAGAUUAUGGACGCGCAUCAUGGCGCGCCUUCGACGGGGCAACAGAUCGUGCACGUCCGCGGGGAUUCACAGACGGAUCUCGAGGCCCUCUUCAAUGCCGUGAUGAACCCCAAUAAGACCACCAGACCGCCGUCCUCACUGCCCAUGCGCAUGAGAAAACUUCCAGACUCGUUCUUUCGGCAGCCGGAUCCCCGCGGCCACUCCAGACAGGCCAGUUCGGAUGGCGGAGUGUGCGGUUCCCUGACCCCUCAUCACGUCCGUGCCCACUCCUCGCCCGCCUCCCUCCCCAUCAACUCCCUCUCCACCCAGGCCACGGGGCUCCCCUCCGCACCAGUCAUCCCCGACGACAUGCCGCUCCCCCCCGGUUGGGAGAUGGCCAAGACGCCCACUGGCCAGCGAUACUUUCUCAAUCAUUUGGAUCAGUCAACAACAUGGCACGACCCACGUCUCGCCCAGCUCCAGCCCCAGCGGACCCUGCUAGCCCAUGGUGUGACCACGCAGACACACAACAGUGAAGCAGAUUCAGGUGUGCUUGCUGAGAGCUGGGAGCAGGCAGUCAGUCCAGACGGGGAGACGUACUUUAUCAACCACAUCAGCAAGUCCACCUCGUGGGUUGACCCGCGUAUAGCACAGAAGGUGAGCCCAGGCCUUGCUGCCAUGGCAACACAGCAACGUCAGGAAAAGGAAAGGCUCAGGUCUAAGCAGGACCUAGGAGGAAGGAACCUCUCCUCUGUUCUUAUUGGCCAUGACAGAAAUGUAGCCAAUCAGAACCCAUCUCUGGAUGCAAGGAUUCUUGGCCCUGCCCAUGAGCCUGUGCUGAACGGCGCUCACUCCCGGGACCAGAGCACCGACAGCGGCCUCAGCGUCAGCAGCUUGCCCCGCCCCUCCGACCACAUGCUGAGCUCCAUGGACCACAUGGACACUGGUGACCCCACGGAGACCCCAUCGCUGACCUUGCAGGACACGAUGUCAGGGCUGCCCAUGUCUGACACGGAGGAGCUCAUGCCUUGCAUCCCAGAAGGUCUGACCUCAGACCUCCUCAUGGACAUGGAGACAGUGCUGUCCAGCUCACACAUGGACAAAGACAGCCUGCUCACUUGGCUAUAGUGCUCCACCCAUCGGAGCAGUUGUGAAGGCGCUUUGCUGCAGGAAUCUGUCGGCCAAAGCCUCAAUCAGUCGAGCCGCAAAGUUGUUGUUUUUUGUCGUCCUGCAUUUAAAAGUAUUGUCUUUCUAGUAAACACGUCGGACAGAAGAGUUGUGUUCAGUUCAGAUUGACAUGUCCUUUGUGGUCUUAAAGCACAUUGAUGGCACACAGUUCCGUCCCUCCCGGGGCUCUAGUCUGUCAUCCGUACCAAUCCAUCCAUACCAUUUGUUUGUGGGACAUGUUUUCCCCCAAAAAGUGACCAGCCACAGACAGAGAGGCUGGGGGCAAUAGAAGCGUGCUCAUGUGUAGUAGUACCUACCUUACCAUGGAGAUCAAUGAAAACAUACAAGGCGAGGCUGGCAACAGGCUGGCUCUAGUUAGUUGUGUUUGACGGGAGUCUGACUCGGCACCACAGACUCUUAAGUUGCUUUUUGGUCGCGUUUGGUAUCACAGUUGCAGCGGCCUUGGGAUUUGCAGUGAAAUCGGUACAAACAACACUACGCUUGUCAUGGAGUAUUCGGCUGUUGUCUCAAUUUAUAUUUUUUUAUCGUGUACUUUUAAAAGGUAUUCUGAAUACUGAGAGACGUCUGUGUAAUGUAAAGUAUGCAUUUUUUAUGAAAAAUCUCUGCAGCUUUGUUGUCGCAUGUGUGUUUAUGUGCGCAUGUGUGUUUUUCAACGGUUUUUGCUGAACAACCCCCCCCCCCCCCCCCCUCUCACAUACACAUACACAUUGUUGAUUUUGAUAUAUUAGCAUUUUAUAGCAUACAUUUACAAGCAUAGCUAUUGGAAUCAACAUGGAUGAUGUUGUUUAAGUGUAUCGACAUCCUAACCAAAUUUGAAUCUAGCUCAACUAAAGAAGCUAUGUUGCUUGCAAGAUACACUUAGAAUAUGACACCCUAUUUAAUCAUUAUCUGAAAUGUUUGUAUAAUGUGCAUUGUUGACGGAUAAAUGGAGGACAUUGUAUUUUGAGGGGAACUGAAAUAGCUGAUGUUCUUAUACCAUUUUUUUUGUAUAAUUUUCAAUGCGUGGGUCACAUAUCUUAUAAUUACUCAUGUAGCCCUUUUAACGCUUUAGUUUAAUAAUUAAAUAUUUGUUUGCAA
Messenger RNA from Gadus morhua (Atlantic cod), 2569 nucleotides. Its product is annotated as transcriptional coactivator YAP1. Gene Ontology annotation, cellular component: cytoplasm; nucleus. Gene Ontology annotation, molecular function: transcription coactivator activity; protein binding. Bases 332 to 1432 code for a protein of 366 amino acids. Lineage: Eukaryota; Metazoa; Chordata; Actinopteri; Gadiformes; Gadidae. The transcript is spliced from 10 exons. Gene Ontology annotation, biological process: positive regulation of transcription by RNA polymerase II; hippo signaling. The record is from RefSeq and is a predicted model, not a curated record.